This is a messenger RNA of Solanum lycopersicum (tomato), 1443 nucleotides long. RefSeq names its product phospholipase A1-IIgamma. The record is from RefSeq and is a predicted model, not a curated record. Lineage: Eukaryota; Viridiplantae; Streptophyta; Magnoliopsida; Solanales; Solanaceae. Gene Ontology annotation, molecular function: glycerophospholipid phospholipase A1 activity. Gene Ontology annotation, biological process: lipid metabolic process.
CUUAAUGUUGUUCACAAUACCAAAUAAAAACAAAGAGUAAAAAGACAAAAAUAUGGGUAGCAUGGCUGAAAAAUGGGAAGAACUUGGUGGGAAAAACAAUUGGAAUGGGUUAUUGAACCCCUUGGCUGUUGAUCUUCGUAAAUAUAUCAUCCAUUACGGAGAAUUGGCUCAGGCAACUUAUGACACUUUCAUCAUGGAGAGAGCAUCCAAAUAUGCAGGAGCUAGCAGAUACUCGAUGGAAAAUUUCUUUACUAAAGUUGGACUUGACCCAAACAAGUAUCGCGUUACCAAAUUUUUCUAUGCUACCUCAUCCAUUCCUCUUCCCGAUGGUUUCAUCGUGAAAUCAUUUUCAAGAGAAGCAUGGAGUAAGGAAUCAAAUUUCAUGGGAUACAUUGCUGUGGCUACUGAUGAGGGUAAAGCUUCACUAGGAAGGAGGGACAUUGUGGUUAAUUGGAGAGGAACUAUACAGAAGAUGGAGUGGGUUAAUGACCUUCAAUUUUUACUCAUCCCAGCACCCAAAAUUUUUGGUGCUGGAGGUUUGCUUCCUUUGUUUAAACCUUUGGUGCAUCAUGGCUUCUAUAAUGUUUAUACAUCAGCAAGUUCACGAUCACAGUUUAAUAAAACUAGUGUCAGAGACCAGGUGAUCAAAGAAGUGAAAAGAUUGGUUGAGGAAUAUAAGGAUGAAGAGGUGAGCAUAACUGUGACGGGACAUAGCCUAGGUGCAUCACUUGCAACUAUGAAUGCAGUUGACAUAGCUUUCAAUAAAAUCAACAAAGCAAGUAACGGCAAGGAGUUUCCAGUGACUGCUUUUGCAUUCGCAAGUCCUAAAGUUGGAGAUAUCCAAUUUAAGGCAACAUUUGACAAACUGAAGCAUCUUCAUAUCUUGAGGAUUCACAACUUAUUGGAUAUUGUACCAAAGUAUCCACCUAUUGGAUAUUUUGACGUUGGGAAGGAGCUAAUGAUUGAUACAACAAAAUCUCCCUAUGUGAAACCUCCUGGAGAAAAUGUUAGCUGGCAUUUGUUGGAGCCAUACUUGCAUGGAGUUGCUGGCACUCAAGGUUUAGGACUUUUUGCAGGUUUUAAACUAGAGGUGAAUCGUGAUAUUUCACUUGUUAAUAAGCAGUGGAACAUACUGAAAGACGAAUAUUGUAUUCCUGGGAUGUGGUGGGUUGAGAAAAACAAAGGAAUGGUCCAACAAGAAGAUGGAUCUUGGCUUAUGUUGGAUCGCGAUGAAUAUGACUUCUAAGGGACCUAAAUAAUGUGGCUUUGUUUUCUUUUGUGUAAUGUUUGAAUAAAAGGAUUUCGAAAGCUGUUUGGAAAAUCACAUCCUAUAUUAUAUUAUAUAGGAGUAUUUAUGUAGGUACUAUAUUUGAUUCCUCUUAUCAUAGAGGACAUAUUUGUAUGUUGAUAUAUUUCUUUUAAUGUUUGAUAUGAGUUCUUUUA